Molecule: messenger RNA, 987 nt
Organism: Glycine soja
Lineage: Eukaryota; Viridiplantae; Streptophyta; Magnoliopsida; Fabales; Fabaceae
Exons: 1
Coding region: 53-445 (130 amino acids)
Biological process (GO): endoplasmic reticulum to Golgi vesicle-mediated transport; intracellular protein transport
Cellular component (GO): endoplasmic reticulum membrane; endoplasmic reticulum
Source: RefSeq, a predicted model, not a curated record
AGCGGUGGGAUAUAAAAGGCUUGUGCGGAGGAAGAAAAGUAAGAGAGAUCUGAUGGCGCUAGAGUGGGUUGUGCUAGGGUACGCCGCGGCCGCAGAGGCCAUAAUGGUCAUUCUCCUGACCAUCCCGGGGCUGGACGCUCUCCGAAAGGGUCUGGUCGCUGUGACCCGGAACCUGCUGAAGCCGUUCCUCUCGGUUGUUCCCUUCUGUCUGUUCCUUCUCAUGGACAUAUAUUGGAAGUACGAGACUCGUCCAAGUUGUGAGGCAGAUUCCUGCACCCCGUCGGAGCACCUUCGCCACCAGAAAUCCAUCAUGAAGAGCCAGCGCAACGCCCUCCUCAUCGCCGCCGCUCUCCUCUUCUACUGGCUCCUCUACUCCGUCACCAACCUCGUCGUCAGGAUCGACAACUUGAACCAGCGUCUCCAACGCUUCAAGAAUCGCGAUUGAGAUAAUUCGGUUAUUCCAUCCAUCCUUCCCUCCGAUAUACACCUCCACUUUCUGUCUUCUUCUUUGUCUUAGGAACCAUCUAUUUCUAUCACCUUUUUUGUUGUGUCUACCUCGUCGUUCUCUUAUAUCAUAGGAAAAACACCGUUUCUAUUAUUGUUGAGUGUUACUUUGAUUUUGCGCAUUGUUAUGAUUUGUUGUUAUUGCUGUUUAUUGACGUGAGAAUGCCCGUAUUGGAAGUCUGUUCUGUUACUUGAAAUUUGACAUGGUUGUAAGAGAAUUAUCAAAAUUUCAACCUCAAUUUGUUGAUUGUCAACAACUUCAGCACAUUAAGUUAGACGUGCAUUGAAUCCGGUUAUUUAGUUAUAAGGAGUUCGAGCAUCUUGCUAUCAAUUUCUCUUUUCAAGUUCAUAGAGCUGUCAAAUUAGGGAAAGGGAUCUCUAGCAUUGCAUGGUUGAAUAAAGAAUAGAUAACCUGACAAAGCAGGGGUUAAUGUAAGCAGAUUUUCUCUUAACGUAAUUCUUUUAUCUUGUUUUUGAACUCAA